Molecule: messenger RNA, 1939 nt
Organism: Tachyglossus aculeatus (Australian echidna)
Lineage: Eukaryota; Metazoa; Chordata; Mammalia; Monotremata; Tachyglossidae
Gene: CLRN3
Product: clarin 3
Exons: 3
Coding region: 146-826 (226 amino acids)
Source: RefSeq, a predicted model, not a curated record
GGUUCAGGGCGGCCACCAGCCCGCCGGGUCGGAGGACGCGGUGUCUCUCCGGAGGCCCAAGGCCUGAGGCCUGAGGCGACACCAUAGGCCCGAGAUCAAGAAGCGGAGGCGUCGGGCAUCCGACCCGCGUCCCUGACGGGGCACGAUGCCGUCGACGGAGAAGAAGCUGUUGUUCUCGUCGGCCUUUUUCACCAGCUUGGCCGCCUUCAUCGUGGCCUGCUCCGUGCUCGGAACCCAGGCCUGGGUCACCAGCCGGAUCGCCAUGACUGACAUAGCCAGCAACGGCACCACCAUCCUCACCUACGGCCUGCUCACGGCCGUGGGCUCUCAGGAAACAGAAGCCGGCUUCACCUUCUCCGACCGGUCCUUCGAAGUGCUCUCCCAGCUGAAGGGCUCGGCUCUCCACACCGUCCACUCCUUUGUCAUCCUCUUCCUGGUCCUCGGCCUGCUCUGCUCCCUCUUCAGCACCGGACUCACCUUCUACAAUUCCGUGAGCAAUCCCGCGCAGACCUUCCUGGGACCGUCCGGCGUGUACGCCUCCAAUGGCCUCAACGCGCUCUUUAUCACUCUGUCCAUGAUACUCUUCGCGGUGAACACGCAAAUCAACGACUCGUCUGUGGCCCUGGCCAGAAAGGUUUACCCGAUCUGGAGUUAUGGAGAAACAACUCACAAGUACGGCUAUUCCUAUUGGCUGAUGCUGCUUGUCCUGCUGCUGGAUGGAGCCAGUAUUUGGAUCAUCGUGGCUUUCCAGCACCUGAGAUACAAAAAGAGGCAAGAGCAGAAGAGACCCAUGGAAUACGCUCCAAAGGACGGGAUGUUGUUCUGAACAACCAGUGACCAUUUCUGUAGGCCAAGAAGAACUCAUCCAUUCCCACCGGUCCCCUUUCCAUCCUUCCCUCCAUCCUCCCCUCCAUCCCUUCCCACAUCGCUCCCGCUCUCCAUCCCUCUGAUCCCAACGUACAUCAUCCUUCCCAGGUCCCGACGCUAAUUUUUCCGGAACGGAUUCUGCUCACUUCAGCUUAUCUUGAAGCGUUGGCUCUGAGGCGGGCUCUUGGGUCCCCUUUGAUAGACAGUCUCAGGGCCAGUUCUGCAGAGAUGAACUGACCAUCCAACGGCAGGGCGGGCGGAAUGUUUCCCGGCGGAGAUCACAGCCAACCGGCCACUAUGCGUCCGCCUCCUUGGCUUCUGGGCGAGGGAGGGGAAUGGCCCACAGCUCAGGCCUCCCACAUUGGGAGUCACCGUCAGAGCGGAGAACUGAAGAAACGGACAGGGGCCCAAUAAAGCCCGACUCCGAGGUGUCAGUGAGGCAGGGUGGGCCGGACCGGCUUGGACCCCAGCUCUGGGAAGCGGGCUGAGUCUCUCGGAGCAAAAUUCCUGUCGGAAGUAGUGGACCUGUGGGGUGGCUGCCCGGUGGGACGGAGCCGGGGGUGGGAGGCCGGAGAGUUGGAAGAGGAGGAGGGAGCGUGUCUUCGGCUACGGGAAUAUUCCAAUCAGGGACCUCCAAAUGGCUCUUGGGAGUUUGAGUGUCCCAAAGUCCACUGACCAUGAGUCAAUCAUUGCGGAGGGAAAUUCCAAAGUCACUGACUUCCAGUCGCCUCAUCAGAGUGGAAGCCCCUCGAGGGCAGAAACUGUAUCUUUUCUCUGAUUGGUUCCAGGCGCUGCACUCCUCGUCCACAUCCUCCCUCAGGCCUGGAAUGCCCACCCACUUCAUAUCGGACAGACCACAGCUCUCCUCACCUUUCAAAGCCCUCCUAAAAUCACGUCUCCUCCAGGAAGUCUUCCCUGACAAUUCCCUAUUCCCCCUUCUUCCCAUGUAGCUUGUGGGCUUCAGUCCAAACCCCUUAAGCACACAUCCUUUUAUUAGGUUAACUAGCAACCUGUAAUUUAUUUUAAUGUGUUCUUCUCUAGAUUGUAAGCUCCAUGAGGGCAGGGAUCUUGU